AUGCUACUCGUUCUUGGCUUCAUUAGCGUACUUGGCGGCCGGAGGAGUGGUGAGUGCGCUUGGCAUAUUGUUGGGGACCACAAGCGUGUAUCUCUGGGUCGGGAUCUAUACUUGUACUGCGUCGUCAUCUGCAGCGGCAUCUGCAACGUAUGCAAAUCAGAUUUGCCUGGUACUUGUAGUUCUUUUUCAUCUUCUUCUGCUGGAGACUUUUGGGAGAAUGGUGGUGGCUGUUCCAGACCUGCAAUAUGUGCUGUGGCUGCUUCACGCGGCUCCCAUGCUCCUGUCAAAUGCUGGCGCAGGGGUGUGGUUCCACACUUCAUGUGUGGUGGCCUUGCGUGUUCCACAACAUCUGUCCCUUAUGGCGACCGAGGUCUGGCGCAGCAUGCUCAGGAAAGCGAACAAGUGGCGCAACAUCAUCAAGAGCAAGAUGGCGUGGCGCAAGAUGCUCAGGAAAGUGAACAAGUGGCGCAACAUGAUCAAGAGCAAGAUGGCGUGGCGCAAGAUGCUCAGGAAAGUGAACAAGUGGAGCAACAUCAUCAUGUACAAAAUUCGGAUGUGUGUCAGUGCCUUCUUCAUCCGGUGCGGCCACAUCAGUGCUAUCACUAGGAAUGCCACUGGGGUCCUCCAGCGCUAUGGCAGAGCGACAGCCACUGGCCUUCUGUGCUACGUCACCGCGCCAACUUUCUGGCGCUGCGCCAGCAAUUUCGGCACUACUCUCUGGCGCUAUAUUACUACCUCUUCAGCGUGGGACUACAUCACCACUACCAGCGCUACUUCUUGGCGCUAUAUCACUACGUCCGCAGCGUGGGACUACAUCACCACAACCGGCACUACUCUCUGGCGCUAUAUAAUCACUACGUCUUCAGCGUGGGACUACGUCACCACUAUCGGCGCUAGCCGUGGGUCUGAUCGCAGGUCCUACCGCGGUCGUGCCAGGAUGACGCCCCAGAGUCGUGCUUAUGGCGUGUACUAAAAUUGUGAAGGAAAUGGAGGUGAAGAAAACUGGCCCGCCCCAAAAUGUUCUAUGUGUCUUCUUAAAAAUUGUGAGAGGUGGCAUCGUUUUCAUUUAUGUACUAGCACUUGGGAAAUCUCAGGCAGACUGCCGAAUACAUUCGCAGCAUCAUGUACUAGUCCCUGUUUCACCACCAUCACCAAUGCAGCCACCUCUAAUGAAAAGGAAACAGGAACAAGGACACGGACAAGGGCAAGCCGGCGGGAGGUCGUAAGGGUGGCAAGGUGGUGGCCUUGCUGUUUGUGCUUCUCGCAAUGAGUCGGACCGCGUGGCUUUUCGUCAUCACUAUUUCCGCGGCCCAUGCGCGUUACCUGCGUGGCAAUUAUAAAAAGAAUAUUAAGGCGCUCAAGAGCAGGCACUUAUUUAUAACAUAAUGAUAAAAAGAGGGGCUAUUAGCUCUUCUUCUUCUAGGUAGGGCUCCGCUGGAAUAUAUAAAGACAUUGAGACGAUAGUGGUUUCCUCUUAUUUUUGCAUAUGAGGUGCGCUGCAAAUCUUGAUUGGCUUUCACCUUUUAGGUGAAGGCUUAGGCCCCGCGACGCUCAAAGCACUGAUUGAAGCAACCGGUUAGUUUUCACCUCGCCAAGUCUCGGCUUAUCCCGUGCAACAAUAUAUAAAGACAUCGAGGAAGCAAGGCGGCGCCAGGGAUACAUGCAUUGUAUCAAGAUAGUACCCUGAACCUGAUGCCCCCUGGUGUCUAAUUCUACUCGCUCGUCUUUUGCCUUCGGCCUCUAUGUAUAAUUCAGCUGGAGAAGUAGCACUAUAGGAACAAGAGAACUAGUACUUACUAAAACCUAGCCACAUUCUAGCUCCCCAUAGUGGUCGCUAAACCACUCCUUUCUCGAUUUUUUUUCACUCGCGUCGUAAUGCUCAUUAUCCUUUCGUCAUCUCAGGCCGUAUCUACUCCAGCUUGCACUAUGUAUUCAUUAUCAUCUGACUUUUUUGUCUUUUUUUGUUGGGGUUUCGCGGUACUACACCUUCAUCAAAUUCCGUUUUUUACUGAUGUGUCGUACAUGUACUCAUACUGGCGGAGCUUAGUAAGGUUCUUAAAUGCUCUAAAGACCAAAUCGUUGUGGAUCACAUAGAAGCGGAGCAGGGCUGUCCCAGCAGCUGCGCUUCUAGUACGUUUCUGCUGCGCGGCAGUAGUUGUUGUCGGGGCCAGACUUCUACAGGAAAGGCUGGCGACGCGCAGGAGGCGGCGGUAAGUCCGACAGGAAAGGCUGGCGACGCGUCGGCGGUGGUGGUAAGUCCCAAAGGACAGGCUGGCGACGCGUCGGCGGUGGUAAGUCCGACAGGAAAGGCUGGCGACGCGUCGGCGGUGGUAAGUCCGACAGGAGAGGCUGGCGACUCGUCGGCGGUGGUAAGUCCGACAGGACAGGCUGGCGACGCGUCGGAGGAGGUGGUAAGUCCAAAAGGACAGGCUGGCGACGCGUCGGCGGUGGUGGUAAAUCCCAAAGGACAGGCUGGCGACGCGUCGGAGGCGGUGGUAAGUCCGGCAGGACAGGCUGGCGACGCGUCGGAGGCUGCCGGAGGCGGGCACGCGGCUGCAGAACUAGUAGCGAAGCAGAAGAAGGAGGCUGA
Molecule: messenger RNA, 2590 nt
Organism: Amoebophrya sp. A25
Lineage: Eukaryota; Dinophyceae; Syndiniales; Amoebophryaceae
Source: the annotation of a GenBank genome assembly